UGUAGUUCCUGUUUUGUUCUGUUUUACAUCAGAUCCUCUCUACGCGCCCCUUGCGCGUCUUUUAAAAUCUCAUUUUGAGGUGUAUUACAGGGUGGACGUCAACAGGUGUAAGUUAUGGUUUGUUACAGAAUGUGUUGUGUGUGAAUGUGUUGUUUGAUACAAGAUAAAGCUAGAGGAUGGGGGCAGUAGCAGUUGUUGUCUCACUUUUGCACAUACACAAAUUCACUUCAAUGCUGACAGACUCUAGCCUAUUCUGAAACUUAGAAACGGCAAGAAAAGUUUAGUCCUCAUAUCGAUGUUUCACCGCAGGUGCUUUGAUACAAGAUAAUGCUAGAGGAUGGGGCAUAAUGUUGGCCAUAGCCCUCAACACGUGCCACAUACUUUCUGCUGUAGAUGAAAACAUGAACAAGAGAGAGAGAGAAAGAAGGAGAAAUUGAGAGAAAUUUGCACCGCAACACAGGAAACUAAGUCACCAUGGUAACAGAGGGAUAGGAAUCAGACCGCUCCUCUGCAUUUGACUCUCUGUAGUUGGCAGUCGCUCCUAUGCUGGACUCCACAGGACGAGAGGGACAGUUUGCAACAGUGCCAUGCUAAAAGAAAGACUCUAUUGCGGAUCAAACAUUUUCUUUAUUUUCACAAAGAUAAAACGUUACCUCUCUGAUAGCAGGGCUUGUCCACUGGCUCUAUGAAUGAAGCAAUGGAUAUUGACCAAAGCACCAAUUGCACCAACGCCACAUGUACAAAUCUGUACGAUCACCGACCAGUGGCGCGGGUUCUCAUGCCACUGUAUUACUCAAUCGUGUUUUUGGUGGGUCUCUUUGGUAAUGCGUUGGCAUUGCACGUCAUCCGUCCCAACCUGCGCAAGAUGAACUCCACCACGCUCUACUCGGCCAACUUGGUGGUUUCGGACAUCCUGUUUGCCCUCUCGCUGCCGCUGCGUGUGGUCUACUACGCACUGGGCUUCCACUGGCCCCUGGGCGAGUUUGCGUGCAAGGCCACGGCGCUGGUGUUUUACAUCAACACCUACGCUGGGGUCAACUUCAUGACCUGUCUGAGCGUGGACCGCUUCAUCGCCGUGGUGCUGCCGCUGCGGCUGUCGCGCUUCCGCAAGGUCCAGCGCGUCAAGUGGGUGUGCGUGUGUGUGUGGAUGCUGGUGCUUGCCCAGACCCUGCCACUGCUGUCCAUGCCCAUGACCCAUGCCGAGCCCGGCGGCUACGUCACCUGCAUGGAGUACCCCAACUUCGAGGCGGUGCCCAACCUCCCGUUCAUGCUUAUCGGCGCCGUCUUCCUGGGCUACGGCAUCCCCGUGGUCAUCAUCUUGGUCUGCUACUCGUGGCUGUGCUCCAAACUGCGCCUGUCGGCCAAGACCAACCACCUGACGGAGAAGUCCGGCCGCAACAAGAAGGCCAUCGGGGUCGUCCUCUGCGUCAUCCUGGUUUUCGUGGUCUGCUACACGCCCUACCAUAUGGACCUGCUGCAGUACAUGGUUCGUAAGUUGCGUUACGAUCCUGACUGUGGCGAGCUGCACCGUUUCCAGAUCUCGCUGCACGUCACCGUGUGCCUGAUGAACCUCAACUCCUGCCUGGACCCGUUCAUCUACUUCUUUGCCUGCAAGGGCUACAAGAAGAAGGUGAUGAAGCUGCUCAGGAGGCAGGUGAGCAUGUCCUUCUCCAGCAACGCUCGCACUUCGCCCGAGGAGUCGUCCCGCGACCUUGACCACAACAGGGUCCGUCUCUACAGCAGGGGUGAACACCACUGAAAAGACCUGAAGAGUCCAUGCCGAGCGUUUAGAACUCAGGGGUUCUGGGAGGGUUCUAGAAUCCAGAAAUAUCUGCAACCAUCAAUUAUCUUUUUUUUUCUUUCCUCAUUUGAAAAAAACAGGGCUUGAGGGUCAUGUGACUCAAACUUCUAUAAACUUCUAUAGAGUCAUAUGACUCAAACUUCUAUAAAGUCAACAACAACAGGAAGAAAGAAAUGACAGCUACCAUGCUUGGACUGUAUGAUGACCAGAUAUGAAGGGAAUCACGAUGAACUGUCUUAAAAAAAAAACAGAUAAUUAUCGGUAGUCUUUUCUAAACAAUUAUUGAAAGACACAAUCAUAAAGUGGGAUAAGAAAACAGAGGCUGCUAAAAUGUAACCUGCCACCAACUUCAUUUAUUUUGCUAUGUACAGUAUAUGACUGUCCUUUUGAUAAUGAAUUUUUCACCACAUGUAAAGUGUUUCUCAGGGUAAAGAGCAAACCACACAGAACAAAUUAGGGCGCUGUGAGUGCAUGUAGUGCUCAAGAUCAAGUUGAUGGGGAUUGUUUAUAAGUUAAUGAUGCAAGAUUUGACAAGUCAUCCCAGAUACCAGUUACUGUUGAACAUUAGGGCUUAAUGGAGAGUGCUGAAUGCCUUGUGAUUUGGCCUGAUGAGGACUACAGAGCAACUGAAAGUUUCAUGUUUCACCCUGUCUUGUAUUUACAUCUAUGUUUGUUCUCUAGAGAUCUCUGUGCUCUAUACACUCACUCUUAACCCUCAUGUUAUCCUUGGGGUCAAUUUGACAUUUGACAAUUUGACAUGAAUUUGAUAAAAUA
Alosa alosa (allis shad) is the source of this 2575-nucleotide messenger RNA. RefSeq names its product G protein-coupled receptor 183a (gene gpr183a). Gene Ontology annotation, molecular function: G protein-coupled receptor activity; oxysterol binding. NCBI's taxonomy places the organism in Eukaryota, Metazoa, Chordata, Actinopteri, Clupeiformes, Clupeidae. Bases 686 to 1759 code for a protein of 357 amino acids. Gene Ontology annotation, cellular component: membrane. The record is from RefSeq and is a predicted model, not a curated record. Gene Ontology annotation, biological process: G protein-coupled receptor signaling pathway. The transcript has 2 exons.